GAAGAAGAUUCAAGAAAACGCAAACGAGAAGAGUUUGAAUCGAUCGACUUUGAAUCGCGAGAAAUGAAAAUAUUUCCUACGACAAGAAAGGUUAACAAGAAGUUAAAAGGCCAUUCGGAUGUUGACGUGAAUGAUUCUGAAACACAAUUUUUCUGGUCCGAAUAUUAUCAUGUGUUUGGAAAAGCAAAUCCUUUGAGUGAGUUUGAUUGUACAUGUGUUGGUAGAAUCUUGAAACCUAAGAAGAAAAUAAAGUUGAAACACGUGAAAAAGGUUGUUCAAGAUGACCUGAAUGAAGGAGUUAUUGCUAAAAAUCAUAUUAGAUUUGUUGCUGGGAAUGCUGGAAUUACCAGGUCAGCAUUUAAGUAUUGCAGACGCAAGCAGAUUUUUGUUCUAGAAGUUCUUAAGACCAUAGAUGAUGUAGUUGUACUCUAUAAACCUUUCAAACAUAAUAAAGAAACCUUUUUAAUGUAA
Messenger RNA from Dentiscutata erythropus, 471 nucleotides. The record is from the annotation of a GenBank genome assembly. Lineage: Eukaryota; Fungi; Glomeromycota; Glomeromycetes; Diversisporales; Gigasporaceae.